AUGGCCGACGCCGAAAAGCUUGCUGAAAUUCGCGAGAAGAAGGCGAAAAACCCAAUGAGGGAAAUGCGAAUUCAGAAGCUAUGUCUUAAUAUAUGUGUGGGUGAGUCGGGUGAUCGACUGACUCGAGCUGCGAAGGUGCUAGAACAGCUUACUGGACAGACUCCUGUGUUUUCGAAGGCUCGAUACACAGUCCGAUCCUUCGGUAUCAGAAGAAAUGAAAAGAUUGCUGUGCAUUGCACUGUUCGUGGACCGAAAGCCGAAGAGAUCCUCGAGAAGGGGCUGAAAGUUAAGGAAUUUGAACUCUACAGGGAGAAUUUUUCCGAUUCGGGAAACUUCGGAUUCGGCAUUCAAGAGCACAUUGAUCUUGGGAUCAAAUAUGAUCCAGCCAUCGGGAUCUACGGUAUGGAUUUCUACGUGGUACUUGAUCGUGCCGGUCGUCGCGUGUCUAAGAGAAGACGCGCCCCCGGUCGCGUUGGGCCAUCCCAUCGUGUAAGUCGUGAGGAGGCUGUCAAAUGGUUCCAACAGAAGUAUGACGGCAUUAUUCUGCCACCAAGACCCAGAGUCAAGCGAGCCGUUCAUCGCAGACGUUGA
Molecule: messenger RNA, 591 nt
Organism: Haemonchus placei
Lineage: Eukaryota; Metazoa; Nematoda; Chromadorea; Rhabditida; Trichostrongylidae
Source: the annotation of a GenBank genome assembly